AUGAAUGCCCAAGAAAAGAAAGAAUUACAAAUCAAAGCCACUAUCAUCGAUAUCGAAUCCAAAUUAGACAAAAACACUAAUCCUUUCUACAAAAUAGCCCUCCAAGGCACUCCUGAUUACUUCUAUGCUUUUAGUAAUCGUCUUCCAGAAAAAACUUUAACUACUCUAAAAGAAAGCCCUCAUCAGUUAGUUAACCAAUUAGCACUUAUCUCUUUUGAAGAACUAACUAAUAAAGAUAACUCCGGAACUUUUAGAAGAAUAAAAGCUAUUGAGAUUAAAGGGACCUCUAAUAUUCAAACUCCUCCGGCAGUAAGUCAGUUUAUUUAUGAGUUAUUGAGGGAUAAAGUGGAAAAAAGAGGAAUAAUAUUUGACCCUUGCUGUGGAAAAGGAAGUUUAUUAAAACCUUGA
Funneliformis caledonium is the source of this 408-nucleotide messenger RNA. Lineage: Eukaryota; Fungi; Glomeromycota; Glomeromycetes; Glomerales; Glomeraceae. The record is from the annotation of a GenBank genome assembly.